Bactrocera dorsalis (oriental fruit fly) is the source of this 7281-nucleotide messenger RNA. RefSeq names its product protein enabled (gene ena). The record is from RefSeq and is a predicted model, not a curated record. Lineage: Eukaryota; Metazoa; Arthropoda; Insecta; Diptera; Tephritidae. Bases 467 to 3604 code for a protein of 1045 amino acids. The transcript has 9 exons. Gene Ontology annotation, molecular function: SH3 domain binding.
ACAGAUAUUGACUGGUCGCCGUGGUUUGUCUAUUAUUUAGUCGAUUGCGAAAUUUCGGCAAUCGAACUCGGCAUACAAAAUAUAUAUUUAGUACAUAUUUGACCAGCGUUUUCUGGCUUAUACGGGCUUCCAACAAGUAAUGAGCGGCGUUUGUUAGGUUUUUAAACCGAAAUUCGCUCGUGUUGAAAACGAAAUAUAAGUGAACUGUACGAGUACAUAUAUUCGAUGAAUUUUGUGAAUUGCAUUCCGAAUAUAACCAAUUGAAAUAAGAAAAUUAUGCAUUUUAAACGGUCUUAAGAACAUUUGGUUAAAAAUAAAAAAACUAUCAUUAAAUAGUUAUGGUUAAUAUACGGACUUUUGUGAAAAUGUUACCAAGUAGUUGAAAUUUAUUUACGAAAUCUUAAAGUACAAUCGAAGGCCAAAGCAAAUUAGUUUGAGUGGGAGUGAUUGUGUGGUCUCUACAACCAUGAAAAAGCUUUACGCCAAAGCAUCAUUUAAAAGUAAAAAACCCAGCAACAAAAAUGUUAACGAGGACUGCGUCGAUAGUGAUAUAUAUAUCAAUAAACCGCAGCAUGGCCCAAUAAUACUCGCUUAUCAAAGUGGUCCCGCACAACAACAGGCCCAACAAAAUCCAGCUGAUAUUGAUGUGAACACAGCAACAAUGCGUAGAAAACACAGAAAGUCUACUUCCGAAGUAGCUCAGUCGGCAGCCAAUGCCCCAGCUGCCAGUAAUGCUGAUGAAUCAUUUUUCCCGCCACCACCCUCACGCACGCCCUCCUCAGCAUCGUCACUGUCCGCGAGCAAUCUCGCCAUCGCGCGUCUUUAUCAGCCAGACGAUUCCCAUUACUACUACUCGAUACAGGAGCUGCAACAGCUUAAUAUGCUCGAUCAUCGACACCCGCACUUCCACCGCCAUCAGCAGCACCAAUUGCUACACCAAUCCAAUUCAGCGUCGGCCUCUGCAACUGCCGCGGCCGCGGCCGCACCAACAACCACAUUCUAUGAGCAUCAUAAACUAGUAUUGCAAUUGCCUAUGGCCGCAACAACACCAACAGCAACAUCGCCCAUUUAUGAGGCACCGCAAAUUGUCAACAAUGCAAAUGAGGGCGGUGGCGGUGCGUGUUCACUAGACUACAACUACAAUGCCCAUCAUCCGGCACCGCGUUCAUACUUAGCAGCUGGUGGCAUUGAUGGACACGAUUUGGAUAAAGAUAACGAUUUUAUGAUGGACAGCGACGGCAGAAUUGCUGGCUUUGGUUCAUUGCCCAUUGUGGAAGCUGAGAUCAAUGCUAGACGGUUGGGUUCGUCACCGCUCUCGUCCACGUCGCAGCGCUCUUCCGCGCUGUCAUUCAACAAUUUACGCAAGUUGCAACACACGCACUCGAUGCCGUCCAUUUGUGUGAGGAGCGGCGACAGAUCAGAGGGGAUUGAGGACACCGCCGAUGACGAUUAUGACGGCUAUGAGAUCGGCGCACUGCAGCAAUUGCAUGAAUACAGACAACAACAACAACAGCAAAUGCAGCGACAACAAGCUCAACAUAAUCAGCAUUUUUAUCCGCAGCCGACGCGUCAUAAUUCGGUCAAAGCGAAUUUAAUUAGUAAUUGGCCAACAACAGCCAACGCUGGAUAUAUCAGUGAGCAAAGUAUUAUUGGCGCCCGCGCCUCCGUCAUGGUUUACGAUGACAACCUGAAGCGCUGGUUGCCGUCGGGCACCUCAGCCGGCCUCAGCAAAGUGCAGAUCUACCAUCAUCAACAGAAUAAUACAUUCCGCAUUGUUGGUCGCAAACUGCAGGAUCACGAGGUCGUUAUCAAUUGUUCCAUACUGAAGGGUCUCAAAUAUAAUCAAGCCACACCAACAUUUCAUCAAUGGCGCGAUUCUAAGUUCGUUUACGGCUUGAACUUUUCCUCUCAACAUGAUGCGGAGGCCUUUGCUCGGGCUAUGGUUCAUGCGUUGGAUGUGCUCAGUGGUCGUUUGGCCAACAACCCGGUUAUGGGUGGUGCAAUGGGUAUGGGCGGUAUUCCCACAAAUGGGAAUGGUUUUGAGGAGGAUAUGGGCUAUCGUACGAUGACAAGUGAAGAUGCGGCGAUUUUGCGGCAGCAACAACAAAUUACUGGACAAAUCACACCUUCCGCACAAACCCCAACUUCACAGGCCAAUCAAAACAAUAUACCACAAAGCCCACCGACUCCGCAGGGACAUCAUCGCACCAGCAGAAAUUCCCUUAGCGCUCCAGCGGCUCCGCAACCACAGCAGAUGACAAUACCGCAGCAGCAGCCACAGCCGCCCUAUGGUCAGGCGGGCCAGCCCAACGGUUUACAGCAACAGACGCAUAUUCCACCUGUUCCGGGUCAGCCGCAGUACCACGCACCUCAGCAGAUGCAACAGGCUCCACAAGCCUCGCACGUUUAUUCCGCACAACAGCUGGUCAACGCCGGCUAUCCGCCACAAUCACAGUACCAGCCCAGCCACUUUAUGUUAUCUAAUUCUAAUCCGAAUCUUAAUCUGCAUCAAUAUUCACAACAGCAACAGCCGCCGCCACAAUGCAUACCAGGUGCGCCUCAGCCACCAAUGCCGCCACCACAUCAGAACGGUAUCGGUGGCGGCGGCGGUGGCGGCGGUCCAAUUUAUGUUUCUUCUUCGCAAUCGCAGCCAGCGCUGCCCACAUCCGUUAGCUCGAGUAGUGGUGUAUAUGGUGGACAACCAAUUCAGAUGCAACAGCCACCACAACAAGCUCCAAGUGGUGUACUGCAGAAUGGUGGUGGCAGUGGUGGCGUAGGUGUUGCUGCUGUUGCUGGUGCAGCUGCUGCUGCAGCACCGCCACCGCCACCACCACCUCCAUUCGGAGGCAUAGGUGCUCCAGCUCCGCCUAUGAUGGGUGGUAGUAGUGUACCUCCAGCACCGAUGCCGCCACCGGCAAACGUUAAUCGUAGCGCACCACAAGCACCAGCCGCACCGCCACCACCGCCGGCAGCAGCUGCGGCGCCACCACCACCACCUCCGCCUCCCGCGGGAGGCGCUCCAUCAUCGAAAAAGGACGAUCCUCAAGCCGAUCUUAUGGGAUCAUUGGCGGCUCAGUUGCAACAAGCCAAGCUGAAGAAGAAUAAGCCAACGGCGGCACCUACAGAAAAUAGCGGUAGCAGCACCUCAAGUGGCGGCAGCGGUAACUAUGGCACAAUCGGUCGGAGCUCCACCGGUAUGGCUUCCAUGAUGGAUGAAAUGGCUAAAACAUUGGCACGACGACGUGCACAGGCCGAAAAGAAAGAGCCCGAAGUCGAACCGGAAGUAAAACAGCGUCCCUGGGAAAAGUCAAACACUUUGCCACACAAACUAGGCUCUUCAUCAUCGAAUACGAAUUGUAAUGCCUCUUCCAACAAUACAUCGAACAGUGGUAGCGAGUCACCACGACCGAUGCGCAAGCGAUUUGGUAGCGCUAGCGAGGAGACGAUACUUAAGCAGGUUAAUGGCGAUGGUCUGUCAUUGGCUUUAUCAAGCACUGAGUUGGACACUUUAAAGGCUGAUAUACUGAAAGAGAUUCGCUCUGAGAUCCAAAAGGUCAAACAAGAAAUUAUAGAAGUUAUAAAAUCCGAAUUCAAUCGAAGAUAAGAUCGGCAACAGUCUAGUACGAGCAGCUUUAGCAGCCGCCGAACGGUGAUCAAAAACAUAUUUGUCGGUGAUAAAGUGAAGUAGUCGGAUGGUUGGAAUGUAUUGGAAUUCGUUGUGGACCUAUUUGUUUUAAUUUAGCAACAAACUGCAGUUUGCAAAAAGCAACAAACAUUAUUUUAUAUAUAUACAAAUAUAUAUAUAUAUAUAUUAUCUACAAACGUUUAAAUGGAAAACGGAAUACUUACUUCCAUAAUUAUACAUAAAAGCUAAGAUAAAAAAUAACACACAUUACACAAGCUAAAUAUAUAGCUUCGGAUAUCAACAAGUUAUGUAGCACGGCUGGUGCUAAUCUAACGGUCAUAACAACACAACCAUAUUAACAAGUAACGAAUAAACAAUGAACUGAAUGCGUAUUGAAAAUUUUUAAAUAAAUACAAAAUUUAAUGUAGUACUAAAUAAUACAAAAAUUACAAAAAAAAACAGUGAAAAUGAUAUCCCAAAACAUACACACACUUACUCAAAUUGCCGGCGUUUUCAUGAUCAUUUACAUACCGAAGUAUGUACGCAUUGUACUAGGCAAUACGACAAACCCUUCUUCGCGAAGCAAAUAGUACGUUAUCAAAACGCAACGCAACGCGUUCAAACAGCACGUGGGCAACUCACGUAGUUCAUGUUAAUGUCGCUUUGUGUAGGUGAAUGCAAGCAAACGUUUCAUAUUUCGAAAAUAUCUCUCGAAGUUGAACCUUCGUACUAUAAAUUUAUUAAAAAUUCGUAUUAGAUAAAAAAAUAAAUACAUACAUAUAAAAUAUUUAAGUGUAAUAUAUCGUUGCUCGCUCCAUGAAUCUACAAAUAAUAUAUACAAAAUUUGAAGAAAAAAUAUGUUCAAACUGAUCAUACGAUGUUCGCUGUAUUUAUAUUACAUUUACUAUAGACAUAGUUUUACUAUUAAAAAACAAAUUUGAACAAAUAGUAUAAUUAUCCACAUACAUACAUAGGUUUAGUUGAAUAUGUAUAUUUUUUGUGCUUUAUUUUGGCUAAACGGCAUACUUUGUAAGUUGUCUUCAGGUGGUAAAUCAAGCAAGUCUCUCGUACAAAAUUUGCCAAUAUGUAUUAUUUUUGUGUAUUUAACUUUAUAAACCGCCGAAUACAUAUUCUCAAAUUCAAUAGUUCCUUAUCAUAUUCGCAGCAUCUGUAAGAUAAUUUUCCAUUUUGUAGGCAAACGCGUUUUUAGUCCGGCUGCGAACAUCAGAAACUGUAAACUUGGAUUCUAUUAACCCAAUUAUGUAUGGUAUAUAUGCUUUUGAAAGGAAUAACAGAUGAAACAUAACUAAAUGAGUGAAUCGUUUGUAAUACAAUGACACCGCUAAAUUUUGUAUUCGAUUUUUUUAUACACACACACAUGCAUAUGUUAACAUAUACAUACAUAUGUAUGUUAAGUAUAUGUUUUAAUUUCUAUUACUUAAAUGCCUUUUAUUUCUUUUGCACGUACACACCGUUCUGUGUGAAUUAUUUAUAACGUAUACUUAUACAUAUACAUACAUACAUAGUUAUAGUGCGAUUUAAGUACAUUCAUGCGACCAUUCAUUAAUAUUAUAUGUACUACAUAGCAAUUAUCUAAACAAUUUGUAAAGCAAAAAUAUAAAAAAAAACAAUGAAAACCAACAAAAACUAAACACAAAUUCGAUUACAUACCAGAAGAGAACUGCUUUCUAAAUGUUACUAUUACUAUUAUAUAAUAUGCAUACUCUGAUAAUAAUACAAUAUAUCAAACAUGAAUAAAAAGCCAAUGAAAUGAACGAAUAAAAACAUUCAUGGAUUGUAAGAGAUUAAAACCUAAAAAAAGUACUAAACAUAAUUGUUAAUAUAUAAGUACAUAUGUAUGUACACGCGAUUAGAUCGACGCAUCGAAGGUGAGCUACGAAUGCGCAUGCAUAAGAAUUUGGCCGAAAUAUUUGGAAGCGUAAAUUCGUAGAUACGAAACUUCUUCAUAUAAGUAGUGCGUAAGUACAGUAACACUAAAAAAUUAUGACAAAACGAAUACUUGCAGAUUAUACGCGAAAGUGAGCACACAUAGCUGCAGCUAUGUCCUUUUUACAGUUAUAAACAUAAUUUAUUUACUGGUAAUUAGAGAAAUCGGAAAAACUUCAAAGUUGUGGUCGCAGUGGCAGACACAGCAAGUACAAGACAACAAGAAAAAUAAACCGUUUUUACUUAAGUGGCUGCAUUAGAGACCUAAAAUAAAAAAUAACUUUCAAUUUACAUUUGUAUUCUAAGCUAAUGCGAUAGACUAUAAACCGUACGUUGACAUAGUAGAGCGUGUCUUCCAGCGCCAUUGUGACGGAUUCUGCUGUGGAGAUGAAAUAUUUGCUAUGUUAUGAAAAAUAUUGAUUUCCAUAUUUUGUGUUUCUUCCAACCGCCUGGCUAGUUUAGGCAAUGGCGGUGUUUUCGAACGCAUUCGAAACCUUUCCCAAAUUUUCGGAGAUGCAGCGAAUUUCUUUAAAACAGCAAUCGGUCGGCAACAAGUCUGCAAAUAGUAAAAUUGUUUUAGAGUUUCCGCAUAUACAAAUACAAAAUAUGGCCUAGAGUCAAUGCAUACAAACAUACAAACACAUGGAUUUGUGCAAAAAAGUGAGCAUUGUAUGGCAAUACAGUUGUGAGUAAAGGAAACCAAACUAGUGAGUAAGUUUAAAUAAAUGUAAUUUACAUAAGCACAGCGAAGCAAAUCAUUCGAAAUGAAAGCUGUGAAAAGCAGCAUAUAAAGAAUGUAUGUAAGUGUUGAGUACUAAAACCAGUAAAUUCUUCCGUAUGUGACUAAGUUGACAAGCCCAAAGGUGGGUGGCGAAGCGAGCCGAGCAUCGAAAGAGAAUGGCAAAAAUUGUCGUUUUCGUUGUGGAUAUUUUAGUUGUGGUGAAUAUGGACUUGUAUGUUAUACUGUUUAAAAAUUCAGCACAGAAAGUGUGUACAAAGGCUUCUUAGCGCUUACCCACUUUGUUUCUUGGCAGUAUUUUGUUUGUGAACCCACGGCACACUAGAUGUAUUGUUGUAUGUACUACAUGUAUGAUUUUAUGCUGAGCGAUAAAAACUACAAAAACCACAAAAGAAGUUGUAAUAAACUAAUAACUUUGUCACAUCCUUGUUUAUAAUAGAUAUAUGUAUGUAUGUAACACCACUAAACACGCUUAAAAUCUAAGUAAUGUAAUAAGUUUUUAAUUUAAACAAAUACAGAAUAAGGGAAUAACGAAAAAUGCAAACAAGAUGCGAUGAUUUUUUACAAUUGACAUUUAAUUGAUAAUUUAGUAAUAAUAAAGUGUUGAAUAUACAUACAUACAUACAUGCGAAAUCGACUUAAUGAAAAGAAGAUGAAGAAGGAAUAAUUGCAAAAUAAAGAAAACAUAUUCAAGACGAUAUACAAAGACUAUCAAGAUUCAUAUGAACAUACACACUUAUGCGGCACACCAAAAAUUGACAAGUAGUUAAGAUACAAACACGCCACUGAGCGUUGCAUUUCAACACACGAAUAAGUAACUCAGCAUUUCGGAAGUAAAAAAACGAUUUCAAAGUAAUAAUUGACAUGCAUAUAUGCAAUCCAAUACAUAUGGUAAUACAGAAGCAAAAUAGACAGAAAUGAAAUAAAGCCAAAAAAAGUUUAUGUAAAAUAAAACAAUAACAAUUGUGUA